UCUGAAAAAAGGAGUUUAUGGAAGCGACUGCAAUAUCCCCUGUCCGGAAAAUUGCCAACAUCAGAGAUGUUAUGUAGUGAAUGGAAGCUGUAUUGAAUGUAAAUCUGGAUGGACCGGACAUAUCUGUGCAAGAAAGUGCUCUGAAGGAUGGUUUGGACUCGGUUGCACAUACCAGUGUGUAGGACAUUGUAUUAACAACGACUACUGUAAUCACAUUUCUGGUUUAUGUGAUGGCGGAUGUGCACCAGGAUGGACUGGACCUAAGUGCGAUAAAGAAUGUGAAAAUGGGAUGUAUGGAAUAGACUGCGUACACAAUUGCAGUGGACAUUGUUAUAAUAAUUCCUAUUGCAACAAAAUAUCAGGUCACUGUGACACAGGUUGUGGUCCAGGGUACAUUGGGACCUUCUGUGAGAAAUCCUGUGCCCCGAGAAGAUUUGGUAACUUAUGCAAAGAAACUUGCAGCGGUCACUGUGUAAAUAACAUGAUGUGUAAUCAUGUUGAUGGAGUCUGCACGCAGGGUUGUAAUGACGGUUACAUUGAAGAAAUGUGCAACAAACCGUGUGAGGUGGGCUAUUUUGGGUCGCGAUGUUCUCGGAAAUGUUCGGUAAAUUGCAUCAAUGAAUCCGUUUGUAAGAAUACUGAUGGAGCUUGUCGAUGUGCGCCUGGCUGGAAAGGGUCACCACUUUGCAACAUAGAAUGUUCCCAAGCAUAUGGUGAGAACUGUCAAACUCCCUGCAGUGAAAACUGUGUGAACCGCACCUGUGACAGAUUCAAUGGAAGUUGUUUGACUGGAUGUAGGGAUGGAACUUUUGGAGAAAAAUGUGAUCAAUGGAGAAUAGCAUCAAGUGGCGAUUCAGGAUCCCCUCUUACAUCUGUUGUGAUUGUUGUUGUUUCAACAGUUUUCAUCAUCCUUGCUGCCGUCGUUAUCUUCUCUAUACGGCGAAAGAUUGUACAAAACUUCAAAACAAGCAAGAAAUGUUCUGAGAAUAACGGCACUGAAAGCAUUGAAGAUGUCUCAGAGAACGUAAAUGAAUAUCAGGAAUUAACUGUCGCUAGAGAUAACAAUGAAUAUCAAAGCAUACGAAUGUCAGAGGUUACCUCAGUUGAACAAAGCAACACGUAUCAGAACCUUGUCUUGACUACACUGUAGUUUUUUAAACGAUGUUUUACUUCCUUGUAUUCAUUAUAGACCAGUAUUUCCAUCAGAAGUCCCAGGGGCGAAAGAUUUUGGUUUUCGCAUUUCGUCAAAAUCCAUUUAGUUUACAAUAUAUUUUGUUCCAAUAAUUUUUUCGGCAUCUUAUACCUGAAAA
Molecule: messenger RNA, 1310 nt
Organism: Saccostrea cuccullata (small rock oyster)
Lineage: Eukaryota; Metazoa; Mollusca; Bivalvia; Ostreida; Ostreidae
Product: multiple epidermal growth factor-like domains protein 10
Exons: 8
Coding region: 290-1150 (286 amino acids)
Molecular function (GO): scavenger receptor activity
Source: RefSeq, a predicted model, not a curated record